This is a messenger RNA of Nakaseomyces glabratus, 789 nucleotides long. RefSeq names its product Vps75p (gene VPS75). NCBI's taxonomy places the organism in Eukaryota, Fungi, Ascomycota, Saccharomycetes, Saccharomycetales, Saccharomycetaceae. The record is from RefSeq and is a predicted model, not a curated record. Gene Ontology annotation, molecular function: histone binding; chromatin binding. Gene Ontology annotation, cellular component: chromatin; nucleus. Gene Ontology annotation, biological process: nucleosome assembly.
AUGUCUGACAAGGAAAUUGUUGGGAAAGCCUUCUUGGAUUUGGCAAAAUACGAAGAAGAUGUUGCAAAGGUUGAAGAUGAUAUUGAACAUUAUAGGUUGAAGAUGAUGCAACCAAUGGUUGAAAGAAGGGACAAUAUUAUCAAAAAUAUACCCGAAUUCUGGAAAAUAGUAUUAUCUCAGCACACUAGUUUUGCUGAUUUUAUAAGAGCUUCUGAUUUCAAGUAUAUUGACCUAAUUGAUAAAGUUAAGGUUGAUUGGUUAAUCAUUGAGGAUCCAAAACAAUACUCCGUGGGUGAUUUCAGGAUAACAUUGCAUUUCAAUAGUAUUGAUGAUGAUUUUAACGAGCAGACAGUAUCUAAGGUAUUCAAAUUGAUCAAAGGUGAUAUAAAUGAGGGUGAUACUGAUGAUGAGACCGAAGAGGAGAGAUUGGUGAGUGAGCCAGUUGACAUUCAAUGGCCAAAAAGCUACGAUUCAAUUAAUCCAUCAUUAAUCGAAGACAAACACAGUAAAGAAGGUAAGAAGAGUUAUCGUCAAGGUAUGAAAUCAUUUUUUGGAUGGUUUAAGUGGACAGGGAAGAAACCUGGUAAGGAGUUUCCACAUGGAGACUCACUUGCUACCUUAUUCAGUGAAGACAUUUAUCCUUACUGUGUCAAGUACUAUACGGAAGCCCAAAGAGAUUUGGAAGACGAAGAAGAGGAUGACUCAGAGGACAACAGCAGUGAGGAACCGCUUGAUUUGGAGGUUGAGUCCGAAAGUGAGGAAUCUGAUAAAAAGAGAAGAAAAAUUUAA